Adineta ricciae is the source of this 1224-nucleotide messenger RNA. Lineage: Eukaryota; Metazoa; Rotifera; Eurotatoria; Adinetida; Adinetidae. The record is from the annotation of a GenBank genome assembly.
AUGGCCGCCUCGCGACCUCUUGUUACUGUUUACGAUGAAAAGGGUCAAUCAACAAAAAAAUCAGUCCUCUUACCUGCCGUUUUUCGUGCUCCAAUUCGAACUGAUAUUGUCAACUUUGUUCAUGAUCAAAUGCGACGAAAUAAACGACAAGCUCACGCAGUUAGCACAAAAGCUGGUGAACAAACCUCAGCUCAAUCGUGGGGUACUGGUCGAGCCGUAGCUCGUAUUCCACGUGUGCGUGGUGGUGGUACUCACCGAUCAGGCCAAGGUGCUUUCGGUAAUAUGUGUCGUGGUGGUCGAAUGUACGCACCAUUGAAAGUUUGGCGUAAAUGGCACCGUAAAAUCAAUUUAAAACAACGACGAUAUGCUCUUGUCAGUGCCAUUGCUGCUUCUGGUGUUCCAUCACUUGUUCUAGCUAAAGGCCAUAGCAUUGAAGCUGUACCAGAAAUCCCAUUGGUUUUAGCCGAUAAAGUUCAAGAUAUCAAGAAAACCAAAGAAGCAGUCGCUGUAUUACGUAAAGUCGGUGCUUGGUCCGAUAUUCUUAAAGUAUAUGCAUCCAAACAUACACGUGCUGGUGUAGGUAAAAUGCGUAAUCGACGAACAGUUAUGAAACGUGGUCCAGUCAUUGUCUACGACAAAGAUAAUGGUAUUAAGAAAGCUUUUCGUAACAUUCCCGGUGUAUCAUUAUUGAGCGUGGAACGACUCAAUUUACUUCGUUUGACACCGGGUGGUCAUGUUGGUCGAUUCGUCAUUUGGACAGAAUCAGCAUUCAAAAAACUCGAUGCUCUCUAUGGAACAUGGAGCAAGAAAUCACAAAGCAAAGUGGACUUCAACCUUCCACAACCAAUCAUGACCAACAGUGAUUUGGGACGUUUACUCAAAGCUUUUGAAAUUCAAAGUGUUCUUCGUGCACCAAUUAAACGUCAAGUUCGUCGUAAAGUUAAGAAGAACCCAUUGAAGAAUAUUGGUUUAAUGUCACGACUUAACCCAUAUGCCGCUGUACAAAAACGUCAAACACUUUUAAAACAACUCAAAGGACGACGAACAGGCACAACAGCCGAAACAAAGGCUGCUGCCCGUAAAGCACGUUCACACGAAUCAAUAAGAGCUAAACGCUUGUCAGGUGUUAACUUAGUCAAAAAAACGAAAACACAAAAAGAUGCCUCUACUAAGAAGACAACAACAGUAACAACCAAAACAACUGUAACAACAAAAUCAUCGUAA